GAACAUGAUAUUGUUUCCAGUUUACAUGGAAGAUGACUGUACAGGUUACAUUGACAUGGAAUCGGCUGCUAUUCCUGCCGGGAGAUUAUCCGUCACGCGCCGGUCCAAAUACCGUAGCAAAUUAAAAUGUCAUGUAACGAUUAAGGCCCCACUUGACAGGAGGAUUGUUGUCGUUUUCAGAGAAAUGGACAUUGAGUGGGAACCAAACUGUGGUGAUGAUUUUAUGAGUUUACAUGACGGUCAUAAUAUGACAGCAAGGGUGUUACGAGGAACACAUCCUCAAAUAUGUGGUCAUAUAAUACCUCCCGGAGACUACACCACCACUGGUAACCUCCUGACAGUGGGUUUCCAAAGUGAUGGCUACAAACAAAACAAUGGCUUCGAGAUUGUGUUUACAUCUUUUCACACAGCCGAGUCUUGUUUUGUGGACGAAUUACGGUGUAGCAAUAAGCGAUGCAUAGCUUCCUCAUUACAUUGUAACAAUUUCAACAACUGUGGCGAUGAUUCUGAUGAGUGUGAGGUAGAUUCAGAAGUUGUUAUAGCAAUUACAUUGAGCGUGUUUCUGUUGACUGUUGUUGGUGUUGGUUCUAUACUUUUAUACAGAAAAAGGAAAAGACAACUCACUCAUAAAAGGCAGCAAGACCUAAAAGCAGCGAUUGUUAAGGCAUCUCAGUUAAGCAAGGACCUUGAAUCUGUGGAAAUUCAUCCUUGUGAGGCAUGUUCACUAGAGAUCGUUUCUAAGGAGAAGCAGAAAUUGUAUGCCCGGAAGUUGCAAGAAAACGACAACGAGGCUUACCAGGAGAGCUAUGAUGCGAGAAUGCACAAAGAGGUGCUUGGGACGCGAUUAUCUGACAAUUUCUACAGGGCUUCCAUAUAGUCUUCUCAAUCAAGAAAUAUGCCGACAAAUUAUACGAUUUAAUUAAUGAUCUUAUGUCUGUUAUAUCGAACUUAUAUAGCUGUUCGCUUUUGUUACAUUCAUUUUUUUCCUGCUUUAUCACUUGUACAGACGAUCCAUUGAAAUGUUGUGCGUACCUUUUCUGAUACUUGAAGUGUCAUUGAAGCUGCAUUCUUCUAUAACAGAAUUGAGAAAUCAAAGGCCUAAGAAUUAUUUUUUUCGUUUUUUAGAAAAUGCAAAUACGAGUUUUAUAACGUUUGAAUGAUGAUUUUAG
Ruditapes philippinarum (Manila clam) is the source of this 1169-nucleotide messenger RNA. RefSeq lists its product as uncharacterized. Gene Ontology annotation, molecular function: protein binding. Lineage: Eukaryota; Metazoa; Mollusca; Bivalvia; Venerida; Veneridae. Bases 5 to 877 code for a protein of 290 amino acids. The transcript is spliced from 6 exons. The record is from RefSeq and is a predicted model, not a curated record.